CACUGCUGCAAGUUGCAACCCCCACCCACUCAUUUACGGCACAAACGAAAAUUUUCACUGUCACUGGUCGCUUUUCCGAGCUUAUCGUCCUGUCCCAACAACAGUGAAGUGCAGCAGCAGCAGCAGCAGGAGUGGGCGUCUCGUCGCAUACAGCCAACGGGGCCUGAGAAACUUGUGCACAAAACGCAACAAAAAAGCAAACAAAAUGAGCUACAAUGAAAAAACCGAAAGCAUCAGCAAGGAGGAAUGGCUGCAGCGUCUCGAGCAGUUCCCCUUUAAGCAGGCGGACAUGAAUCGCCUGAUUAUGAACUACUUGGUCACUGAGGGCUUCAAGGAGGCUGCCGAGAAGUUCCAGCACGAAGCCGACCUCGAGCCGAGCGUGGAGCUAAACAGCCUCGACGACCGCAUCCUCAUACGCGAAGCAGUGCAGGCGGGUCGUGUGGAGGAGGCCACCCACCUGGUGAAUCAACUGCAUCCGGAGCUGCUGGGCGGCGAUCGCUACUUGUUCUUUCACUUGCAGCAGCUGCAACUAAUCGAACUGAUACGCGCCGGCAAGGUGGAGGAGGCCCUGGCCUUUGCCCAAAGCAAGCUCUCCGAGUCCGGCGAAGAGGCCAUGUUCGAGCUGGAGCGCACGCUGGCGCUGCUCGCGUUCGAGAAGCCCCAGGAGAGUCCAUUUGCCGACUUGCUGGAGCAAUCGUAUCGCCAGAAGAUUGCCAGCGAGCUCAAUUCGGCAAUUUUGCGAUGCGAACACAGCGAGGACUCCACGCCCAAGAUGAUGUUCCUGCUGAGGGUUAUACUCUGGGCACAGUCCAAGCUCGACAGUCGCUCCAUAAGCUAUCCGAAGAUGAAGAACCUCGAGACGGCGCAACUUGAGCCAAAGUAGAGACCUUUCCCCCCGUACCCCUGCCCCUCUAAGGAUCACUCACUUCUACUGUAUCCUUUAUCAUUCUUUGUUUUUUUGUAUAAUGUGAAAUGUAUGUAUGUGUGCAGUGUAGGAUUUAUGCAGUGUUUAAGAAGUAAAUAAGUUAAACGAAAAA
Molecule: messenger RNA, 1037 nt
Organism: Drosophila guanche
Lineage: Eukaryota; Metazoa; Arthropoda; Insecta; Diptera; Drosophilidae
Gene: Hou
Product: glucose-induced degradation protein 8-B homolog
Exons: 2
Coding region: 206-883 (225 amino acids)
Cellular component (GO): cytoplasm; nucleus
Molecular function (GO): protein binding
Source: RefSeq, a predicted model, not a curated record